Molecule: messenger RNA, 402 nt
Organism: Lathyrus sativus (Indian pea)
Lineage: Eukaryota; Viridiplantae; Streptophyta; Magnoliopsida; Fabales; Fabaceae
Source: the annotation of a GenBank genome assembly
AUGAAAUAUAUGAAGGAUGAAACUUCUAAGGCGGCCUCACCUCGAGUUAGAGAAUUUGAUCGUCACAAUUACAACUUCAAUAUUGACGAGACAAAGGAUCACAAUGAGGGUCAGCCAAUGGGACACUACAGGGUGGAAAUUCAUAAAAAUUGGUGCGACUGCGGAAAGUUUCAAACCUUCCGCAUGCCUUGUUCACAUGUCAUUGCCGCAUGUUCCAGUGUUCGUCAGGAUCCAUUCUUGAAACUAUCAGAAGUUUACAAGGUCGUGAAAUUAUUCGAUAUCUACAAUAACAGUUUUCCAGUGGUAGCUAGUGAGGACUAUUGGCCAACCUAUCAUGGAGACACAAUUUACCACAACGAAAAUACGAGAAGAAACAAAAAGGGCCGCCCCAAAAGCACGUGA